UGAAGUAAACAUUUUUUUUCCACCACUAGCACUACCGGGGCGAAGUCGUACACAAACAUUGUAUCAUUGAUAACUUAAUUCAGUUUCAGUCUCGAACCGUGGAGCUGAUCGAGAGAUUCGCCUGUCGUUUGUAAAAUAACUGUAGUGUAAGGUAAUUUUGCCUCACCACAGUAGUGCUACCCGCUAGUAAUCAAGGAUCUUUGCUAGUAGCAAACAUUAUCUGUCACAACUUACUCUGGUUAGGCUAGCUACUACUUUAGCGCUAGAAGCUAGCUGUUUAGCUGGCUAACUUCACGUUACCAUGUCAGGACAGUGAAGUUAUCUGUGGAAAGUAAAAUGUUGCAAAGUCAAAGGAAUCGCCGGCGAAAAGACUGGAUGAUGAAAGACAACAGCUCUAAUUUUUAACACGGCUGGUUAGUAUGCUGGACGUGGGGAAGUGGCCGGUGUUUGCACUCUUGCCUCCCGAAGAACUACGGCUCAUUCGCCAGGCGUGUGUCUUUGGUAGUGCGGCUAACGAGGCCCUUUAUGUCACUGUCAACGAUGAGGUGUUUGCCCUCGGCACCAACUGCAGUGGCUGCCUGGGUCUUGGGGACGUGCAAAGCACCAUUGAGGCCCGGAGGAUAGAUGUCUUGUGCGGGAAGAAAAUUGUGUCUCUCAGUUAUGGCACAGGCCCACACGUGGUAAUUGCUACAGCAGAUGGUGAGGUGUACGCCUGGGGUCACAACGGCUACAGCCAGCUGGGCAACGGCACAACCAACCACGGCCUGACUCCGGCUCUUGUCUCUACCAACCUACUCAACAAGACAGUGACCGAGGUGGCCUGUGGCUCCCACCACACCAUCGCACUCACCACAGAUGGAGAGGUGUACGCUUGGGGCUACAACAACUCUGGACAGGUGGGUUCCGGGUCCACGGCCAAUCAGCCUACACCGAGACGGGUCAGCAGCUGCUUGCAGAACAAGGUUGUGGUGAACAUCGCCUGCGGACAGCUCUGCUCCAUGGCUGUGCUGGAUAACGGGGAGGUCUAUGGCUGGGGCUACAACUGCAAUGGGCAGCUUGGCCUGGGCAACAAUGGCAAUCAGCAGACACCGUGUAGAAUUGCUGCCCUUCAAGGCAUAACCAUUGUGCAGGUGGCUUGCGGUUAUGCUCAUACCUUGGCACUCACAGAUGAAGGAUUUAUUUAUGCUUGGGGUGCCAACUCCUAUGGGCAACUUGGCACAGGAAACAAGAGCAACCAAGCAGUGCCCACACUUAUCAACAUGGAUAAGGAGAGGAUGGUGGAGGUGGCCGCCUGUCACACCAGCCACACGUCUGCUGCCAAGACGCAGAGCGGCCAGGUGUACAUGUGGGGCCAGUGCCGUGUCCAGGCCGUGGCAUGCCCGCAUCUCGCCCACUUCUCCACCACCGACGACGUGUUUGCCUGCUUCGCUACGCCUGCCGUAACGUGGCGCCUCCUCACCGUGGAUGGGGAUGACUACUUGACGGUUGCUCAGUCACUCAAGAGGGAGUUUGACAGCCCGGAGAUCUCAGACCUCAAGUUCCUGGUGGAUGGGAAGUUUAUCCACGUCCACAAGGCCCUUCUGAAAAUAAGGUGUGAGCAUUUCCGGGCUCUGCUGAACGAGACCGACGAGGAUUCCAUCGAGGUCCAUCAGUUCUCCUACCUGGUAUACCGCGCCUUUCUGGAGUACCUGUACACAGAUACCAUCAACCUGCCACCUGAAGAUGCCAUAGGACUGCUGGAUCUGGCCACCUACUACAGAGAGACUCGGCUGAAGCGGCUUUGCCAGGAGACAAUAAAGAGGGGCAUCUCCGAGGACAACGCCAUCACACUGCUGUCGGCCGCCGUCAAGUAUGAGGCCCGGGACCUGGAGGAGUUCUGCUUCAAGUUCUGCGUCAAUCACCUGACGGCCGUCACUCAAACCCAGGCCUUCAACGACAUGGACCACGACCUGCUCAAGAACUUCAUCAGCAAAGCCAGCCGCUACGGGGCCUUCAAAAACUAGAAACCCUUCCGGAGCCUGAGAGACCAUGGAGAACGGGGACAGACUGGGGGGAGAGGGAGAAAAUGGAAGCCUGGAGGGGUAGAUGGCUGGUGAGGCUGGUGGCUGGAGCCCCAGUGGUCGGAUGCCAGCCAGGCAUGACUGCACUUUCUGCUGCAGGCCUGUGAGCACAUGGAAAGCCAAGGCAGGAGAGGAGGGCCAACGCCAAAACCACUGAUGGCCCAGUCAGCGCAGCCUUAGGGGAAAGGGUUCACCACACCAAACCUGCUCACACCGAUCAUUCGAAAGGGACAUGGAUAUGGAUUGACUAUUAUAUAUGUAUAUUUUUUAACUGUAGUCGAAGCACCAGUGUAGCUGUUCAAAAGCUGAAACGGCUCAUUAAAGGGAGUUCUCGAGAGGAAAUGUCCUCAGAAACACACACACUCACUCACUCGCUCUCUCUCUCUCUAAUUCUGUCACUCACACACACACACACUCCCCCCCUCAUUCCUCCUUUUUUUGUGAUUUAUAUAAUUGGACAAAAUUGGAGUACUAUAUAUAGCGUCUAUACAUGUAAGUCGCAAGACUUACUAAUGCAUAAAUUGCAUUAGACUGGGUUCCUGGUCGCUUUGCCUCUCUCACUAGUGCCCCCUGGAUUCUCUCUGAGAACAUGCUUCCAAAAAAAACCUUCAUUUUGUUGGUGGUAGAUUUAAAAAAGGCAAUUCUCCCAUGUGAACCAUGUGCAUAGAACGAGGUGUGCUGUGUUUGGGGUGUUUUCUGUGACACAUUGUUGAUGAUUGUUUUCUGUUUUUGAGAAAACAAGCCUUUCCACUGAGAGGUCAACAGCAAAAUGAGUGCUUAGGCUAGGUCUUCAAAAAACGCGUUUGGAUCCUCCCAAAAUGUGGCUGUACAAGAAAGCACAGCUCUUUGUUAAUAAAUAUAUAUUUUUGUUUUAUUAAACCACAAUUUAUUAAAAAACAGAAAAUCCAACAAAUAUAUGAAAUAAUUCACUUCUGUUACCUGUGGCAAAGUAUCCAUAUUUGUGCUUUUUGUUCCAUGUUAUUGUUUUGCACAUCAAAAACAUCCAAUUACUGAUUCAUGUCCAAUUUAUGACCUGCAAGGCGAUGUGACACAUGUCAUAGUAUUAUUGUAUUACAUAUUUGUGCUUUAUUGAAAUAUUCAUUGAAUGUACUACUUUGUCUUUAGCAAAGGUUUAGCAGUGGUGGUGUUGACACCGAGUGGGGGGGCUAAGACCUUAAACAACCUUGCUCUGUCAAACAUUAACUUUCUGUGCCCAGCUGAAAGCACUGUCCUGACUCCAGUUGACCAUGUUGUAGACGUUUUAGCAGGAUGUCCAGGCAGUUGAGCUUUAUAACCAACAUGCCAAUGAAUCUCAGCUUUUCCCAACACCUUAGUCUCUCCAAAUCACAGCUAGCCAUCGUAGGUUUACUUUAGCCAUUAAAUUCAUAAGCUGCUGAUUUCUUUUAUAACUGGGAAAUGACAAUGGGAGAAACUGCUAAUUUGCUUGCUUAUUGUUUACAAAUGUAUGUUGUUUUUGUUUGUUUGUUUGUGGUUUUUUAAGUAAGGGGAUGAGGGUUUUUUUUGCAAAUUUGCGCAUUCAUCCCCCCCCAUCCCUUAUAGACCAAUGGCAAGUAGCUGCAAUGGUUUGCUUUGUCUGGUGGCCAGUCCAGUGUAAUGCUGCCUAUGCACCAAAACGGCUUCGGAGGGAGCCCUCACUUUUUUCCCUCUUCUUGAUUUUGUUCAACUGAGAAUUUGCAAUGUUCCAGUGGUGUUGCCACACCACUCAAAUAAAUGGACUUCUAAAAGAGGUGACAAAACUACUUGGCAAUGUGCAACCAGGUCUAAUGUAUUUUCAGUGUGUAAAUAAAUGUCAGUGAGAACACG
This is a messenger RNA of Alosa sapidissima (American shad), 3884 nucleotides long. RefSeq names its product regulator of chromosome condensation (RCC1) and BTB (POZ) domain containing protein 2 (gene rcbtb2). Gene Ontology annotation, molecular function: protein binding. The coding region runs from base 420 to 2003 and encodes 527 amino acids. NCBI's taxonomy places the organism in Eukaryota, Metazoa, Chordata, Actinopteri, Clupeiformes, Clupeidae. The transcript is spliced from 12 exons. The record is from RefSeq and is a predicted model, not a curated record.